UCUCUAGCCUCCACCUGUCUUUCCUUUUCCAGAGGCCGCAUGCACGGUGACCGGGCCCAGAACGGAUCCGUUAUUCAAGAAAUGGCAUGCUGCUCUGCCAAGGGAAUGGCGUGAGCCCAGUUAGCGCAGGAUCCCCCACCCCCAGUCACCGGAUCACACGGCGGCAGCUGGUCCCAGGUGCUAUUUUCACUCUGCUUUUAUAAAGUGGUUGGCAGCAGUCGGCUGCACCAUGAAACAGACACAGUUGCAGCUCAGUCCCCCCGCCUUAGACACCCAGCCAGGUCCACCAUGAAGUCCACAGGGAGCGAACAGAGUGCCACGCCGGACGGUUUCCCCUCCGACCUGGACGAGCUGGAUAGUGGAAGCGAGGAGAGCUCCGACAACAAGUCGACGGGUGGCGGCUGUAGCCCCCAGGGAGGGUGCCGAGAGGGAGCCAGGCAGAGGGAGAGGGGGUGCAGCAGGCGUCUGCCGGGCGUUAGCAAACAGAGACAGGCAGCCAACGCGCGGGAACGGGACAGGACCCACAGCGUGAACACGGCCUUCACCGCACUGCGCACCCUCAUCCCCACAGAACCGGCCGACAGGAAACUGUCCAAGAUCGAGACGCUGCGCCUGGCGUCCAGCUACAUCUCCCACCUUGCCAACGUGCUGCUGCUGGGGGACGAGUGUUUGGACGGACAGCCCUGUCUCAGGUACCACAGCAUCCUGCAGAGCAGCACCAGCAUCAACAGCAGCAGCCCCCCGCUCAGGCCCAUAUGCACUUUCUGUCUCAGUAACCAGAGGAAAACGCUCAGAGAUGGAGAAAAGCACACAGCCAUCUGACAUGGUCACGCACUACUGUCAAGACCAGGAUGCAUACCAAGUCACACGGAUGUUUACAUGUACCUACGAGUGGAAAAAAAAAAAGAUAUAACUUUGUACAUAUUUUUGCUAAAUCUUAGGACAAAAAAAACCCCACUGAAAUGCACUUUCCGUUCUCACAUGUGCGUCUUAUCCACUGUGUUUUGGUCAAAUUGUAACUCGAGCACAAUGUGUAAGGUUCCACCUGACAGUGGGCUAUUUCGGUAUCAGAAAUAGUAAGCCCUAGUGUUGCGCUCCUAAAAACACAGUCUCGCCUCCCCCAUGCAGCCAGUCACAUGGUUGUAACCCAAGCCUAGGCCGUGCAGCGGUUGCUGUCAGUAGAGUAGUGGACUGGUUGGCUUGUCUCCUGACUCAUCUUUUGCCAACUGAGUAGAGGGUGCCUUGCUCCGGAUUAUUACAAAUUCAAACUCACUUCAAAUAGCCCCAAAUAUAAUUUGGUAGCUGUAAAAUUGUAUUUCAUUUUAACCAGGAUAGUCCACUUAGUAAAUGAGUAUAAGCCACUGCUUUCAUGGGAGUCUUGAACUCUAAAUGGGGGAGGCAAAACAAAUAUAAAAUGUGCUUGAAUCCAAAUAUUAAAGUGUUAUAUAUAGCCCCCCCCCCACCACCACUAGUACAGCAGAAGCAACCCCACUUGGUGUUUACAAACUUUACCACAACAUCAAAUCAUAUUCCAUGUCAAAUGUAACAUGGUGUGGAACAGAAGAAAACGUAACAUACAUAUAUGUAAUCACUGCUUUUGGGAGCUCAAUGUUAUACCGUAUGUUGAGAAAUGUUUACUUGCAUGUAUUGCACAAGCCUUUUCACAAUUCACAAACACACAAUAGUUCUGCAUGUGUGUCUGUGCAGUAUUGGUUGCACCUUUGAAGGCCCAAUGCAGCUGUUUUUAUAUCAGCAUCAAAUCAUUUCUACUUAAAAGUACCUUACUGUAAUAGAUUUCCAUUAAAAUAGGGAAAAAAAAACUCUCAAGCAAGAAUUUUGCUAAGACUGUCUGGGAGUGGUCUGAGUUGGAAGUUUGGAACUCUUAUAGGUCAUGGUGUAUUAAUUAACUGCAUGGUGAUGUCACAAUGGAAAGUCAAAACUCCCACCCAUGCAAACCUGCUGAGCAGAAGGUCCUGUGUAGAUUGUAUUUUCAACCAGCAACUACCAGGAAAUAACACUGAUCAAAUGUUUUCAUACUUUUACAGUGUUAGUUUCAUCAGCACAAUAUAAUUUAAAAGACCGGAACAGAAUUGACUGCACUGGACCUGCAACACCUUUCAGCUUAACACAAACAUUUUAUGCAUUGAUUUGGGUAUAUAUUAAAUUACGUCAAAAUCAUGCAAGAUAAAAAUACAAUAUUUUUAUGAAUUAUCCAAAACAAAUAACUUGUUGCACACGGAUUGCAAUACACUUUUACCUCAAUGAAGAUCUCUGAAUGUAUUAACCUAAUAGAAUUAUAGGCCUACCUCCAAGUCUAUUGUAAUGUGUAGCAUUGUUGUAAACAUACUUGAAUUUCUCAUAACUUAUGGAAGACAAUUGUCCUCUGCACAUAAAGAAUGAGAAGCUGUUUAAGAAAAAAAUAAAUGUAUUUUUGUACAAUUAGUUAAAAAUAUAUAUUAUUUGACUUGUAAACACAAUCAUUAAACUACUUUCAAAAUAAUAUUGGACUGAUGACUUGAAUGUGCAUGUAAAAAGACCUUUAGGCCAAGUUUACACAGGCAGUCCAAUUCUGAUUUUUUUCCACUAACUUGACCAAUCAGAUCAGCUCUUUUGUCCAUAAUUGUGCUCUUUUGUCCAUAAUUGCCUGUGUUAACACAGCCUUAAUAAAUAAAAUUUUUUUUUAAAUCA
Messenger RNA from Oncorhynchus tshawytscha (Chinook salmon), 2688 nucleotides. RefSeq names its product transcription factor 15. The coding region runs from base 289 to 822 and encodes 177 amino acids. NCBI's taxonomy places the organism in Eukaryota, Metazoa, Chordata, Actinopteri, Salmoniformes, Salmonidae. Gene Ontology annotation, molecular function: RNA polymerase II transcription regulatory region sequence-specific DNA binding; protein dimerization activity; DNA-binding transcription factor activity, RNA polymerase II-specific. The transcript has 2 exons. The record is from RefSeq and is a predicted model, not a curated record. Gene Ontology annotation, biological process: developmental process; regulation of transcription by RNA polymerase II.